This is a messenger RNA of Scaptodrosophila lebanonensis, 413 nucleotides long. RefSeq names its product transcription factor jun-D-like. The record is from RefSeq and is a predicted model, not a curated record. The coding region runs from base 27 to 413 and encodes 128 amino acids. Lineage: Eukaryota; Metazoa; Arthropoda; Insecta; Diptera; Drosophilidae. The transcript has 2 exons.
UUUCGACAAAUUUUUACAACCCAACCAUGAAUCAUCCGGAACCUUUCGGUAUUUCGCGAUUGCGAUCGAAAAAUCCGCCCAAAUACUGGCGCAUGGCCGUGUAUCCGCGUCAACACCGGCCUCCCAGCAAUUUUAUUUUUAAGACUCGCAAGGACUCGGGGCAGGAGUUGCGCAAACGUCUGCCCGCCAUUCCUGAGGAGAAUACGAUGGAGGCUUUGAUGGAUGGGCUGGUGAAGAAAAUGGAUAGGCUGGGCAGAAAGGCAGCCACACCUGCUGGAGGAUCUGUUGCCGCUACCUCUACCUCAGCUGUUGCCAGUGGUGGUGGUGGUGGUGGUGGUGGAGGUGGCGACGGCGACGGCGGUGAAGGCGUUCAAAGCGGUGGUGUCGCCUCCGAUGAACCGAUGGAAGAGUGA